Messenger RNA from Anguilla anguilla (European eel), 2478 nucleotides. RefSeq names its product serine and arginine rich splicing factor 10a (gene srsf10a). NCBI's taxonomy places the organism in Eukaryota, Metazoa, Chordata, Actinopteri, Anguilliformes, Anguillidae. The coding region runs from base 162 to 962 and encodes 266 amino acids. Gene Ontology annotation, molecular function: RNA binding. The record is from RefSeq and is a predicted model, not a curated record. The transcript has 6 exons.
AUGCGCUUUCUGCGACUGCGCGUCGUCGCUUUGCUUCGUAGAUACCCGCGUUUUGGUGCGACUGUUGUUCCAAAAGCAGCCCUUGCCUCCGCACAGGCAGGCUUCGCGGUCUGUGUCGCUAUUUAGUCAGCCAAAUUAAAUUGCGAGCGAAUAACUACACAAUGGCCAGGUACCUGCGGCCUCCAAACACCUCCCUCUUCAUCAGGAAUAUCUCCGACGAGACGAGGCCCGAGGAUAUGCGUCGUGAGUUUGGUCGUUACGGGCCUAUAGUAGAUGUCUACAUUCCCGUUGACUUCUAUACACGCCGACCAAGAGGAUUUGCAUACAUACAGUUUGAGGACGUCCGCGACGCCGAAGACGCGCUCCACAACCUGGACCGGAAGUGGGUCUGCGGCCGACAGAUCGAGAUCCAGUUCGCUCAGGGAGAUCGAAAAACGCCCAAUCAGAUGAAGGGCAAGGAGAGGCGCUCGCCCCGCAGCUUCUCCCGCUACGACGACUACGAGCGGGACGGGCGUCGCCGGCGCUCCCGCAGCCGGAGCUACGAGCGGCGCCGCUCCCGGAGCCCCUCCUACGAGCGCCGCCCCCGCCGCUCCGAGAGCCCCCGAGACUCCCGUUCGUAUGCCAGACACCGGAGAAGCAGAAGCCACGAGAACGACAGGUACAGACCCCCCCAGCGUGAUCACCACCGCCCGCAUCACGGGCCCCCGUCCCGCAGCCGAUCCAACACCCCCUCCCCGUCCCGCUCCAGAUCGUCCCGGGGCAAGAAGGAGGCCAAAGCCAAGUCGCGCACCCCGUCCAAGUCCCUGAGUCCUCCGCUGGAGGACUUCCACCUGGCGUCCGUGUCCCAUGGGUCCCAGAAAGACUCCCGGCUGCACUCGCCCUCCCGCUCUCGAUCCCGGUCCCUGUCGCGGUCCCGGUCCCGCUCUCGGUCCUGGGCCGGGCGUAAGUCAGGGGGGCACUAAAACAACCCCCUUAAUAACACACCCCCCCCCCCCCCCUUCCUCAGGCCUGGUCCCUGAGGGCCACAGGCUCUGUUAGUUUUCAGUUUCACUUUAAAAUCAGCCGCCGGUGCAGCCGAGAGAGUGGAGUUUGCAGUGCAGUCAGCAGCGGUGGGAGAGCGGGGGUUUCGUUUCGCGUUACCGUUGGGAUGUUCGCUUUGCGAUGGUGGGAGGUUUAACAGUACCGUUGUUUUUCCAGGUGUGUCAGAUGUGACUGGACUCUGUGAAUCGGUGAAAAUGACAAUUUGUGUACAGUAUUUAUACAGCAUCAUCUUGUUAGUCAGAAGCAGGGUGGGCACUGAAGUGGUAAGCUCAUUUGAAUCCGUGGCCUGGCUGCUUUGGAAGAAUGACCCUCAUUGACUUGUGCAGCUAAAGCCCCCCCCCCCCCCCCAAUCUCUCCUUUUCUUCUUCCUUAUCAAAGAUGUGAAAAGCAACAAAAAAUACAAAUUCAAGUCCAUUCAAUUGGCCUCUGCUCAGAAAAUUUGGCAGCAUUUUUUAUUUUUUUUAUUUUUUAAAGUUGUAUUAUAAUAUUGUUAGUAAUCUCUGUAUUCUUUGGAUGUCCUGCUUCUGAUUGGAUUACGUAAAUUUCAGAAGUGGGUUCUGUGUAAAUCGAUGGGCUGAAGGGACAUGUCCGGUUAAAGUAUUAAUGCAAACAUUUUGGGAGGGAGGGUCUUGCAUCUGUCUUGCAUACUGUAAGUUAGACUAAAUGGCGGGAUAUUUGAACCGGUCACAAUAUUGUCCCCCCUUUUUUGUUGUAUAACCUAAGAACAUCCACUUCAUCUAGGGGACUUUUGUGUAUAAACAUUAACUAUAUUCUGCUACUUGAGGUUUCUGGGUGGGGGGGGUUUUUCUCCGCUAAUGUAUAAAAAAAUGAAACUUUUUCUGUGAUUACUAACAAACUCCACUUUUUUUUUUUUUUUUGCUACUUGUCAGUUGAGAGCCAGUCUUCCGCUCAGACAGUUCGCUUGUAUUUUUCUAAGGUAUGACAGGUAUUUGCUUCGACCCAUGUACACUAUAGUAUUGUUGUCUUUCCCACAAAAGGUUGCGUUGAAAGCAAUGGUAAGAGGAAACCAGGUGAGCUGUGCUGUUCUGACAUUUUGUGAAAACACCACACUUGAGAGCAGGACAUUUUGUUGAGAACAUUUUGUUCCAUUUUUAAUGAAUAUGCAGUACCAUGUAAAAAGUUUACAGAUUGCUUUUUUUAAUGCAUAUUGAUUUCCCCCUUAAAUUAUAAUAGUAACCCUCAGAGAUAAAUGUGUGGUUUUACUGUGAUGUCUGAGGUAAAAGCCCAUCUCUAUUGUCAAGAAUGUGGUCACUGACUUUGUUCCUCAAGAAACAGCAACUAAUUUUGGUAUGUGUUUCGGUCCUGGUUUCGCCUCUUCUUCAACGGUUUAUUAAUCUUGUAUACACUUUAUUACUUAUAAACAAACUGUAAUGGCUGUGUGUUACUACUUUGAGUAAAGGUUUGCCUGACAAUUCA